AUGUCUUGCCUCCCCCUCCCCCCUGAAAAACGUACUUUUCAGAGCAUCGCGGCGCUGUGCCUCACUGAGGGUCCCAUCCGAGUGAUCAUCGUGGACUCCGUCAUCGCCCUCUUCCGGGUGGACUUUAGCGGACGCGGCGACUUGUCCGUGCGGCAGCAGAAGCUCGGCCGGCACCUGUCGAGCUUGCUCCAGAUGGCGUCGGACCUGAACGUGGCGGUUGUUCUGGUGAACCAGUGCAUGUCAGACCCUGGGGCGAUGGCCAUGUUCGCCACUGUCAAGCCAGUAGGGGGGCACGUCCUAGCCCACGCGAGCACGACGAGGGUGCACCUCAAGAAGGGCAGGGGUGAAGAACGGGUUGCGAAGCUGUUCGACAGCCCGAGCAUGCCGGAGGCAGAAUGCCCUUUCAAGAUUACCAACGGGGGUAUCACGGACACCGACUGA
Ectocarpus siliculosus is the source of this 441-nucleotide messenger RNA. NCBI's taxonomy places the organism in Eukaryota, Phaeophyceae, Ectocarpales, Ectocarpaceae. The record is from the annotation of a GenBank genome assembly.